Molecule: messenger RNA, 1665 nt
Organism: Mugil cephalus (flathead mullet)
Lineage: Eukaryota; Metazoa; Chordata; Actinopteri; Mugiliformes; Mugilidae
Gene: hepacamb
Product: hepatic and glial cell adhesion molecule b
Exons: 7
Coding region: 19-1194 (391 amino acids)
Source: RefSeq, a predicted model, not a curated record
CCAGCAGAGCCUGAAUGAAUGACUGUGUCCUCCGUCCUGCCCCGAGUCGCAAAUCAUGCUGGUUGUCCGGGAGGAAAACAAAGCUUGAGACCCAAGAUGAAGGCGGAGAAGGACGCUCCUUCAAAAGCCAAAACUAUUUACCAGAUUUUAUUGCUCGUAUGUCUCGGUUUCUUAAAUUCGGGUCAAGUGCUGGCAGUGAACAUGACUAUCCCAAACACUCUCAUCAGAGGCACAGUAGGAGGGGAGGCCCUCAUGUCCGUCCGCUACAGCAGCUUCAGCUCCGACCCGCCGGUCAUCAAGUGGGAGCUCCGGAGGGAAAAGGCCGUCACGGUGGUCCAGUCGAUCGGAACCGACAUCAUCGGGACCCUGAGGCCCGAGUACCGGGAUCGCAUCCUGGUGUUUGAGAACGGGACCCUGCUUCUGCACAACCUGAGGCUCUCGGAUGACGGGACUUAUGAUGUGGAGAUCUCCAUCACAGAUGACGGCUUCGCAGGAGAGGGAAGCAUCACGCUCACUGUGGACGAACCUAUAUCCAGACCGUUUAUCGACAUGGAGACGUCCUCUGUGCUGGAGCUCAGUGAAAACGUCCUCCUCAACUGCUCCCACGAGAACGGGACCAGGACCACGUACAGGUGGUUCAAAGGCGGAAAGCUGCUGACCAACGAGACGAGGUUCGUGUUGUCCCCCGAUCAGAAGCUCUUGACCAUCACGCGGGUGCUGAUGGCAGACGACGACAUCUACAUCUGUGCGGUGGAGAACCCCGUGGGCAACAUGACGAGUCUGCCCAUCAGACUGACUGUCUACAAAAGAAGUUCCCUCUACAUCAUCCUUUCCACCGGAGGCAUCUUCCUGCUCAUCACUCUGGUGACAGUGUGCGCCUGCUGGACGCCGUCUAAGAAGCCGCGUCAUCCACCCAGAAAGUCCCUCACCAGGUUUUAUGACUCUCGUCCCACACCGAUCAGUCACACAGAUGACGUCCUUCCAAAAAUGACUGAGCAUAAUGGGAUAAAUGCAGUGACUUCACUUUACAUCCUCCAGCAAAAGGAUCCCUCCACAGACGACUCUUCCAGCAACAGCAUCGGGUCCCCGACUGAACUCGACAACCCUCCGUGCUACACCAGCUCCCCGAGAUACUCUGGUCCUCUGCCCCAGUCUGCUGGGUCCCCUGCUCGUGGCUCACAUAGAUAUACCUGAAAAAAACAAAACGCAGAGAGGUCACGUCGUCCUACUGAGCUCUGCACACGACUCUGAGGGGUCCUGCUGCACAUACGCUUGGAGUCUGGGAGUUUUUGUGUCAUUACUGCCUGUAACUUAGAUAUAAGUUGUUUUUAAGGUGAGCAGCAAAAUAAACAAACAAAUAAAUAGAUGAAGGCAGUGACACGUUUUAGACGAGCUUUAAAGCCGCUCGUUGAGGUUGUUGUUGGCGAUGCUGUGGAGAGUCUGAGUGAAGCUGAGGCGGCUUCUCUAUCACUGCUUCGUUUGUUGUGUGAUAUUUUCUGUUCAGUGAAUUUCAGCGAUGACUGUAAUAUUUUUUGUGAUAUUUUAGUUUUACUAGAUGAUUUAAUGGCAGCGUAAAGAGAGAGACAGGGACCGGUUUGGAGGUUUAGGAAUUUUAUACUGUAGAAAUUGCAAUAAAAUAGAGAUUUUAAUAAAACGUGAAAAUUC